GUAAAUUCCACUGUGAUGUUAACGUCGUAAUAACACUCAUCAGGCCAUGACCCAUCCAUGCAGAGCUGGCAAAAGCUCCCCUUGGGUACUUCACAUCUCAGAAUUUCGCUUUCCUCUCAUUUUUUUGGGAUCCGAGGAAACGGAUUUCCCCUCUCUCUCUCUCUCUCACACAAUCUUUCUCUCUCUUCUGCUGACAAAUGGCCACCAAGCUUUCACGAGAUGCCCAAGUUCAACCCUUGUAGUACUUUUUAAGAGGGUGCGGAACACCGUGAGAGGGGAAUCAGGGGAGUGUGGUUUUAGACAGGAGAGAAGGAGGAGAUGGAUGUGAGAGCGAGGAAAAGCAGAGAGGGAAGCCCAGGAAGUGCUCGAGUAUAUGUGCAGCCCAAGUUGAAGGCUUUUAAGAAAGUUCAGAUCUUGUAUUAUCUGUCCAGAAAUGGCCAGCUUGAGCAUCCCCAUUUCAUGGAGGUUUCUCACUUAGCCAACCAACAGCUUCGUUUAAAGGAUGUAAUGGACCGGCUAACGGCUCUUAGAGGCAAAGGCAUGCCUUCCCUCUUCUCUUGGUCCUGCAAAAGGAACUAUAAGAACGGGUAUGUCUGGAAUGAUUUAACAGAGAAUGAUGUUAUAUAUCCUUCUGAAGGGGGAGGCGAGUACGUUCUUAAAGGGUCUGAGCUCAUUGAAGGCUGUGCUGAGAGAUUUCUACAGCUGCAAGUAAGUAACAGACAACGAAAUCCAGAACCAAAUUUUCAUUCUAAACGAAAGCCAGUCUCUGUACCUCAUCUCAGAGAAAGAGAACAAGAUUUAGUGGGUUAUACGAGAGAAGACGAAGUAGACGAAGAAGAAGAAGACGAUGAGGAAAAGGGAAGCAACAGCAGUUCCCAUGAACCUUACUCCAGAUGCUCAAGAGGGGUUUCCACAGACGAAAUCAUUGAAGAACACAAGACCCAACCCAAGACUCAUAACAUUAACAACAAUCCCACAGAGCUCUCGUUAGACGAUGCUUCCCCUCCCUCAACUUCUUCAACCCUUUCAGAGAAAGCUCACGACAACAAUGGUAACUCUGAAAAGCUCCGAGAAGACUAUUCUACUUCUGUCGCUGAACCAAUAGUGGGAGGUAGGAACAAAGUUCUGCUUCAGCUCAUCGCCUGUGGCAGCUCUGUUGCUACCAAAGGAUUAAAGAACACUCCUUGUCUGAAGCAUCAGACGAGCACUAAUGUGAGGAAGAGUAGUAGUAUCCUUCAUAGAGGGGUCCUCUGCAAAUCAGCUGCGUCAAAGAUCAUGGAAGAGGAAGAGAUGGAAAUCAAAUUCAUGUCUGAGAACCCAAGAUUUGGAAACCCACAAUCUGAAGAGAAGGAAUACUUCAGUGGAAGCAUUGUUGAGUCUAUGACCGAAGAUCGAGUUCUUCCCGUGGAGCCUGCUCUGAAGAAGUCUUCCUCGUAUAACCAAGAAAGGAGUUUGAAGACUGGAUUGGGAGAAGCAAUAAUGGAGGUGGAGAAGGAAGAUAAGGUGGAGAAAGGAGUGAUAGGGAAAUGCAUUCCUAGGAAGAAAUCAUCUUCGAAGCCCACCAAGAAAUGAAUGAAGUGAAGGAAGUGGCUGUUGGGUCUCUGAUUAAUGGAUCAGUUUGGCUUAGAGCUUAGGGGGUGGGAGUUUUCUCUUUUAUUAUUAAGGUGUAGACAUCCUCUCUGAUUCACUCUUUCUAGUCUUUCAUGUAAAGGGUAAAGAGGACAGUGGCUGGUGGAUUUUCACUUUCUUAAUUGUGUUGUAGUGAUAAUAUGAUGAUGACUUCAGGGCUCCA
Macadamia integrifolia is the source of this 1792-nucleotide messenger RNA. Its product is annotated as protein SOSEKI 2. NCBI's taxonomy places the organism in Eukaryota, Viridiplantae, Streptophyta, Magnoliopsida, Proteales, Proteaceae. The coding region runs from base 319 to 1572 and encodes 417 amino acids. The transcript is spliced from 5 exons. The record is from RefSeq and is a predicted model, not a curated record.